Betta splendens (Siamese fighting fish) is the source of this 2707-nucleotide messenger RNA. It is a transcript of the gene mlphb, whose product is annotated as melanophilin b. The record is from RefSeq and is a predicted model, not a curated record. Gene Ontology annotation, molecular function: small GTPase binding; myosin binding; actin binding. NCBI's taxonomy places the organism in Eukaryota, Metazoa, Chordata, Actinopteri, Anabantiformes, Osphronemidae. Gene Ontology annotation, biological process: intracellular protein transport. Gene Ontology annotation, cellular component: cortical actin cytoskeleton. The transcript has 15 exons. The coding region runs from base 188 to 1930 and encodes 580 amino acids.
CUUGCUCUAAGGUCAAUAAAGGCGGAGAGGAGGCUUGUCUCCCUGCCUUUCUUCAUGCUGAUUAGCUAGGCAUGUGAUUAGAGCUGCUGUCUGCUAUUUAGUUUGCCCUACAGUCAGACUGGUCUGCUGUCAGAAGAAACACAGCCUGAGGACUAAGUCAGCACAAAGCACAACUCAUCAUCAGACUAUGCCUGGCACCGCUACAGGCAAGAAGCUUGAUCUGUCCAAGCUCACAGAUGAGGAGGCCAAGCAUGUGUGGGCAGUGGUCCAGAGAGAUUUUGACCUAAGGAAGAAGGAAGAGGACAGACUUGAAGAGUUAAAGACCAAAAUUGAGAAAGAAGACACCAAGAGAGAGUUGCUGGGAAACCAGACCAGCCUGACUGAGUCCUACUGUAUACGCUGUCUGCAGCCUUUCAAGUUCCUGGUCAACAUCAAGUGUCAGUGUCUGGACUGUCAGCUGCACGUGUGCAAGUCCUGCAGCCAGUACAACAAGAAGGAGCAGGGCUGGGUGUGUGAUCCCUGCCGCAUGGCAAGGGUCCUGAAGAUUGGCACGCUAGAGUGGUACCAUGCAAACGUCCGUGCUCGCUUCAAGCGCUUUGGCAGUGCCAAGGUGAUGCGCUCGCUCUUCAAAAGGUUGAAUGGAGAGCACAGGUCCUCCCACAGUGACCUCAGGGAAAACGAAUUUGGGGAGCACAGUCUGGAGGCAGCAGAUUGCCAUCACUACAAAGAGAUAAAAAAGGCCAAACGGCGUCUGACUGUCGACCCCUUUGAUUUCGCUCUGGACUGUGACUAUUCUACUGGGUCAAGGCGCCUAAAUCAGGCUCAGGACCCCGGUGAUGUUGUGGAUGUAGGCGUGAGGGAGUCCAGCCUCGUUGAGGCUCAUCUGGCCGCUGUUUUCCGUCAGAUUUGGAAGGAGGAGCACCGAGAAGCUUCACGUCAAGAUGAAUUUGUGUUCUCCGACAACCCGACUCUUCCAUCUCGCUCCGUCUCCCAGCUCAGCUAUUCAUCCUGUGGGAGUGGAAGCGCUCCGGGCCCCUGGGGCAGCAGCAGUUUCGUGGCCAGAGCCGAUGAGUCCGAGGAGGACGAGCACCGCUCGAACCCACUGCACCAGUCGCACCGUGUCACCGGCAGCCCCACGUCCCAGGGGAGCCUGAACUCAGCCAACCCCACGUCUCAGAUCACUGACCUAGACAGACGCAUGUCAGCCAUUGAGACCUUCCUGAACCACAUGGAACAGAAAGUCAGCUCAACAUACAAUCAGACUCCUCCGACUUCUAACAGCAGCUCUCCCCUGCCUCGUUGGGAGGACGUGGACCUAGAGGAGCAGCAGCUCAGGCAGAAGCUGCACCAGAUGACGGACAACAUUAGCGACAAGAGCCUGACCUCUGAUGAUGAAGAUGGGUCCAACAAGCCCCAGUGUCCUCAAGAGGUCCCAGCAUGGAGGAGCCAGUUGGGGAGCUCCAAGCCUUCAAGACUACCUACCAGGCCUGCAUCCAGAGGCAGCACGAGGAUCUCCAGACCUGAGGAGCAGCAGCACAGAGAGCCCAAGGAGGCAGACGAUUCAGCAGAAAGUGUGGAGGGGAAGGGGCGCCCCCUAGAGGAAGGGUUCAAGGGCCCUGCGGCCUUACUGGUGGAGCUUGAGGACAAAGUAGCUCAAACAGCUGCCGACGUGCAGAACGCCCAGAGUGAGGUCUCCUACAUAGAAAACAAGAUUGCUGCUCUGAAUGCUGCUGGCAUGCCAGUGGAUAAAAAGAAGCGGUCUGCAAUCCCGGUCCAAGCAAGAAGAAUGUCCCACAACUUUCCCACAAACCAGGUGGACUCAUUUGUGAGGAACUCCCUCUACACGGGCUCUCUGACACAAAGGAACCCAAAGGCAAAGCCCAAGACCAGGGCAACCUGUGCGAAGCCAGUAAUGAGCCAGGGCUUAUGAGGAGGAGGAUCGUGUGACUGAGCAUCUUCUGCUACAGUACAACAUCUUUUGUUGCUUUAUUGAGCUAAAACGUUUAUAAUUUGAAUGUUGAGACAUUAAACUCUGCCAGUUUUAUUUAAGGAUGUACGUUAAUAGGUUACACACAAUUAACACUAACACUGUUUGAUAUGAAUAUAUUUCUGUCAUUUAGAUUUAUGUUCAGUUUUCAUAUUGAUUUAAAAUCCUUCUUUGGUUUGUGAAAAUAAAGGCUCAAGAUAAAAAAACAGACUUAUGUUGGAUUAACUGCAGAGAGUCUUUUCAUCGUUGACGUUUGAUGCUUUAUUGACUUCUUAUUUACAGUAGUAUUUAGGUCUAGUUUACCAACUGUUUUGCUGUCAGAGCUGUCAACCUUGAGUCAUGUUGCCAUGCGUUAUUUCAAUAAUACCUUGACCACCCAAGAAUUAAUAUAAUCAGUAGGUUUGUACUGAAUAACAUUUUAGCAUCAAUAAAAACAUAAACCCAACAUUUUGUAUUAGCAGCUGUAAAAAAUAAACGGUGAUUAAAUGAAUAAGGAAACACAACAAAUUCAACCAACAUCAAUACAUUUUUUAAUGAAGAAGAAAAAGCUGUGAGUCAGAUCUUAAGCAUCUGUGCAUCUGAAAUUCACUGUGGUUUGGCUUUGUGCUGAAUUUGUUUUAAUAAUAAACAAAAGUAUUCUGAACUUUGCUUAAAUGAUUGUGUAAUUUAAUGUGUGCAAUAAUGUGUCAUUCAUCAUAUUAAAUUAUGAUUAUAAAUGAA